Molecule: messenger RNA, 2109 nt
Organism: Yamadazyma jaroonii
Lineage: Eukaryota; Fungi; Ascomycota; Pichiomycetes; Serinales; Debaryomycetaceae
Source: the annotation of a GenBank genome assembly
AUGUCAACACCAAAGAAUAAGUCGUUAGCUCUAUCAGCUUUCAAUAUCUACAAGCAUAAUAGAUCCUUGGUUCUUAAUGCUUCUUACAUUAUAUUGAUCACUGCGGCUUUUUCCGGUGCCACCAAUACCCAAUCAUCGAAAUCUAAAAAGAAGGAUGAAGUUAAUAUAGAUAAGAAGAGGAAGAAAAUUUCAAAAGAAUCAGCUUUAAGGUUGAUGAAAGCCGCUAUUCCCAAAGUUAAUGAUAUGAGUGUUGUAUACUUAAUCACACAUUUAGGUUUAUUGGUGGUUAGGGCGUUUUUAACCAUUAAAGUAGCUAGUCUUGAUGGGAAAUUAGUUGGGGCUUUAGUUUCAAAGAAAUUAAAGAAAUUUGGUCAGUUAUUAGCUUUCUGGAUGUUCUUAGGGAUCCCAGCUUCCAUAGUUAAUGCGUUGUUGAACUGGACUAGAAGUAAUUUCAGGAAACAUUUAAGAAUCAAUAUGACCAACAGUAUUAUUGAAGAUUAUUUACCAGAUAAUUUGGAUGCUAAUUAUUAUUCAUUACUUCAAAUAAGUGAUAGUAAAAUAAAAGAUCCUGAUCAAAGAAUUUCCACCGAUGUUUCUAGGUUAGCUGGAGCGUUAUCUUCAUUACCAGGACAAUUAUUAAAGCCAACAUUAGAUUUAUUAUUAUGUGCUAAAGAAUUAAGUAAAAGUGGAGUUGGUAGUGGCGAAGGAACUAUUGCUCUUGGACUUAUAGCCCAUUUUUCAACGAUGAUUUUGAAAUUAUUCUCACCACCAUUUGCUAAAUUAGCAUCAGAAAGAGCUGAUUUAGAAGGUAAGUUGAGAUCAGCACAUUCUAAAAUCGUUUCUAAUAGUGAAGAAAUUGCAUUUUUGAGAGGUCAUGAAAGAGAAUUGGAUUAUAUUGAUUUCUGUUAUUAUCAAUUAGAAAGAUUUUCAAGAAUGGAAUAUUGGAAAAAAGCUGUUCAUGAAGUUGCUCAAACUUUUAUUGUUAAAUAUUUUUGGGGUGCAGCAGGUUUGGUUUUAUGUUCAGCUCCAGUAUUUAUUAAUAAAUAUUUAGGUAAAGAUCCUGAUCCUUCAGUUUCAGGAGACUUUAUUACUAAUAGAAGGUUAUUAUUAAGUGCAUCAGAUUCGUUAGAUAGAUUAAUUUAUUCCAGAAGAUAUUUAUUACAAGUUGUGGGACAUGCUUCAAGAGUUAGUGAUUUCCAAGAUGCUUUACAUGAAAUCAAACAAAAUAAUUCAAAAGAUUAUAAGGGAAGUGAAAAAUCCGGUGAUGUUCAAUAUGGUGACGAAAUUACUUUUGAUAAUGUAAGAUUAGUUACACCAGCUGAUGUCACAUUAAUUGAAUCAUUGAAUUUCAGUAUUAAACAUGGACAACAUUUAUUAAUUGCUGGACCCAAUGGAUCAGGAAAAUCUUCAUUAUUUAGAAUGUUAGGAGGUUUAUGGCCAGUUAAAAAUGGUAGUAUUGUUAUUCCACAAACUGAAAAUAUGUUUUAUUUACCUCAAAGAGCUUAUCUUUGUAGAGGUAACUUAAGAGAACAAGUUAUUUAUCCUCAUAAUUUACAACAAUUCAAAACCAACAAACAUGGUAAAACCGAUAAGGAUUUGUUUGAAAUAUUCAAAAUCUUGAAUUUAGAUGAUUUAUUAGUAGGUGAUCAACCUUGGGAACAAACAAGAAAUUGGGGUGAAGAAUUAUCUGUUGGGGCUCAACAAAGAUUAGCUAUGGCAAGAUUAUAUUAUCAUCAACCUAAAUUUGCUGUUUUAGAUGAAUGUACUUCAGCAGUAUCACCAACUAUGGAACAAUUCAUGUACAAACAUGCACAAGAAUUAGGAAUUUCUUUAUUAUCAGUUGCUCAUAGACCGGCUUUAUGGCAUUUCCAUAAUUUCUUAUUGAAAUUUGAUGGUAAAGGAGGAUAUUAUUUUGGGAAGUUAGAUGCCGAAAAGAGAUUGAAGUAUGAAGAAGAAAGAUUAACUUUAGAGAAAAGUUUAAGAGAUGUUGGUAAUUUAAGAGAUAGAUUACAAGAAUUAAAGAGAGUUUCCAAUGCUCAACACAUAAAGUAUCAAAAUUCCCAUAAAAACUUGGCUCAAUUAGGUAAAGAAGCUGUAAAGACUUCAUAG